Messenger RNA from Neltuma alba, 3092 nucleotides. RefSeq names its product pentatricopeptide repeat-containing protein At3g46610-like. The transcript is spliced from 2 exons. Bases 274 to 2553 code for a protein of 759 amino acids. Lineage: Eukaryota; Viridiplantae; Streptophyta; Magnoliopsida; Fabales; Fabaceae. Gene Ontology annotation, molecular function: protein binding. The record is from RefSeq and is a predicted model, not a curated record.
CCGAAGCCUAUCCACCCGAAGGAUUGAGACUCGAGGGCCACCCAACGAGCUAAUCUAAAUCAAUUUCAUGGCACGAAAAUCUUCAUUGAUUAAUUUACCAAAGAUUCGUAAAUCCAGAACAUAGUAUUUUAAGCUCAAUUUGCUGUUCUCAUCCAUUUCUGCUUCCCCAGUAAUGCUAUCAUGAGCAGAAAGAUUAUGCUUUUCUAGCUGCAAGUAAGAUUUUCUUACCUCGGUUUUUGCUUUAUCUUGCUUUUCUAUUUCCUAGAGGGAAGCAUGCAAACUCUAAGCGCUCAGCCCUCAAAUGGCAACUACUUUGCAGUACGUCCUUCGAGCAUUGAAGUAGAUUCUUAUUUCUAUAUCUGCGCGACAAUUAGAAGGAAAAAGAAGUUGGGCCCUGUUUUUUCCGUUUCUCAGAGUAGAAGUAUUGGUGUUUUUGACUGUUCAAGUAAUUCAAGAAUUAAUAGGAGUGAAGCUUGCUUUGGAAUUCCAAAUUUUGAUUUGAAGUGUGGGAUUUUGUUAGGAUACUCUAAAUUUAAAUUCGCUUCCCUUAUCAAACCAAAGAAUGAUAUUGGAUUCAUGGCUCCCUUGGCAUGGGCGUUGGAGGAUCAGGCUAUCGGGGAGAACACUGAUUCCAUAAACAGUUCGUCGCUUGACAGUGACAGAGAUGGUAUAAACUGUUUAAAUUUGGAUGAAGUUCAAGACAGUUAUUAUGAACAAAUGCAAGGAGAAGAGAUUGACUCUAAAAUUGAUGUUCGAGCACUUGCAUUCAGCUUGCUCUCUGCCAAGACAGUAGAUGAAAUGGAGGAAAUUCUUAAGGACAAAGGGGACUUGCCCCCUCAGGUGUAUUCAACCAUCAUAAGAGGUUUUGGCAAGGAGAAGAGGAUGGAUUCUGCAUUAAUUCUUAUGAAUUUAUUGAACAGGAAAAGGAUUGAAACCAAUGGUUCUUUUAGCCCAAAUCUGUUCAUAUAUAAUAGUCUGUUGGGUGCAGUCAAACAGUCUCAAGAAUUUGCAGAAAUUGAAACAAUUAUGAAUGAAAUGGAUCAAGCAGGGAUCACUCCUAAUGUUGUGACAUAUAAUACUUUGAUGGCUAUCUACAUAGAAAAAGGAGAAGGCGACAAGGCCCUCAGUGUUUUUGAGGAAAUCCAUAACAAGGGCCUCAUUCCAUCUGCAGUGUCCUAUUCUCAAGCCUUGCUGGCAUAUAGAAGAAUGGAAGAUGGCUAUGGAGCUUUGAAUUUCUUUGUUAAAUUUAGAGAAAAAUAUCGUCAAGGUGAAAUAGGAAAAGAUGAUGAUGGAGAAGAUUGGGAGGCUGAGUACAUCAAGCUCGAAAAGUUCACAAUUCGUGUUUGCUAUCAGGUAAUGCGCCGUUGGCUUGUCAGCCAUGAUAACUUAAGCAAUAAAGUUCUACGGCUGCUUGAUGAUAUGGGUAAAGCAGGGAUUCAUCCAGGUCGGGCAGAGCUUGAGAAGCUCGAGUGGGCUUGUACCCGUGAAGACCAUUACCCAGUAGCAAAAGAGCUAUACAGCAGGAUACGAACUAGGUAUAGUGAAAUCAGCUUGUCUGUCUGCAACCAUGCAAUUUGGCUUAUGGGAAAGGCCAAGAAGUGGUGGGCAGCUUUGGAGAUAUAUGAGGAUCUGUUGGACAAAGGGCCAAAGCCAAAUAACUUGUCAUAUGAGUUAAUAAUGUCGCACUUCAAUGUUCUUCUGAGUGCAGCUAAGAAAAGGGGAAUAUGGAGAUGGGGUGUCAGGUUGCUAAACAAGAUGGAAGAUAAGGGUCUGAAACCUGGAAGCAAGGAAUGGAAUGCAGUUCUUGUGGCCUGCUCCAAGGCUUCAGAAACCAGUGCAGCUGUGCAAAUAUUUAAGAGAAUGGUGGAAAAUGGUGAAAAACCUACUAUAAUUUCCUAUGGGGCUUUACUCAGUGCUCUGGAAAAGGGAAAACUCUACGAUGAGGCCCUUCGAGUGUGGGACCAUAUGAUCAAGGUAGGGGUUGAGCCAAAUGCAUAUGCCUACACAAUCAUGGCUUCAAUUCAUACUGCCCUGGGAAAUUUUAACAGAGUUGAUGACAUCAUUUCCGAGAUGAUAGCACUAGGAAUUGAACUCACAGUAGUGACGUACAAUGCAAUAAUCAGUGGCUGUGCAAGGAAUGGCAUGGGAAGUGCAGCCUAUGAAUGGUUUCACAGGAUGAAAGCUCAGAAGAUUGCUCCCAACGAGAUAACUUACGAAAUGCUGAUUGAGGCUCUUGCUAAGGAUGGGAAGCCGAAGCUGGCAUUUGAGGUAUACACGAGGGCACACAAUGAGGGACUUCAUCUAUCUUCAAAAGCCUAUGAUGCUGUGUUGGAAUCUUCUCGCGCUUAUGGAGCCACCAUUGACUUAAAUCUCUUAGGACCACGUCCUCCAGAGAAGAAGAAGAAAGUGCAGGUUAGAAAGACACUGACUGAAUUUUAUAACUUGGCAGAUGUUCCCAAGAAAAGUAAACCAUUCGAUAGGAGUGAAAUUUAUUACUCUCAGAGAGAAGUAAAUCAGGGAUCUGAUACUUCCUCUGGAGACUCUUGGCCGUGAAAUUGAAGCGCCUCUCUUUGCUCAUACACAACUGAGCAAGUUUCGCUUUUGAACCCGACGUCAAAUAUAGGAGCUCAGUCUUAUUUGUGCUGCGAGUUGGUCUGAACAAGAAAGCACUAACUUUCAUCCACCUUUGAAAUCAAGUGGAAAUCGAAAGUAACUCUUUCAGUUUUGGGUAAAUAAAGAGAAAUGUCAUAUUAAUAGCUAAAGACACGCAGAUUAUAUGUACGGUCGUGCAGUCAUAAGUUCACAGCUACGUUCUGUUGUGACAAAAUCUUCUCGGCUGUUUCCGUCGACAAUAGUUGCUGCAGGAGAUGGGCCGGUGCAGGCCAUUUAAAUGGGCCCAAAGCGGAACAUAUGUGUUUUUAUUGGAACAAAACUAAAAAGGGUUAUGAAUCGUGAGAGAUGAUGGUGACGUGAGAUGGUGGGAGGAGACGUUGAAGUCAUUAAGUGAAAUAAUACUGGAAGAAGGACAUAGUCAUAAACAAUAAUUAUAAUUAUCAUGUUGUCUUCGCCAGAAUCCAAUUUUGCUUUUCCUU